AUGAUCUCAACCUCAGUCCAAAAAGUCAACCACGAAACCGGCGCAGCCCGCACCACCCUCCUACGCACCCACGCCCAUGCCUUCUGCCAAUCCCUCCUCUCGGCCCCUCCACCACGCGAGCUGCUCUCCCAGCACUUCAUCCCCGAUUCCAAAGACAGAAAACCCACAAUCUUCGAGCACGGCCCCUCCUGGGCAACCUCGCGGCUGCCGUUCCUAGGCCGCGAGUUCAUUGGAGUAGAUGAGUGCGAGAAGUACUUCACUGUUCUGUCCGAGACGCUGAAGAUGAAAUUAAGCAAGGGCAGCUUCCCAAGCGUAGACGGCUUUGUGGUGGACGCAGAGAAGAACGAGGUGUGUGUUGUGGGGAAGGGGAGGUUUGAAAGCGUGAGCACGGGACGAAGUUGGGAGGAGCAGUUCUCGUAUGUUCUAGGGGGUUGGGAUGAGCAGGGGAAAUUGGGGAACUGGCAUAUUUGGGCAGAUCCGUUGAGUGCUUGGGUGGCGUUGGGGGAGGAGGACAUAGAGGGAUGGGGGAAGGGGGAGCAUAGGUCCUUAGGGAUGUGA
Messenger RNA from Pseudomassariella vexata, 558 nucleotides. RefSeq lists its product as uncharacterized. The coding region runs from base 1 to 558 and encodes 185 amino acids. NCBI's taxonomy places the organism in Eukaryota, Fungi, Ascomycota, Sordariomycetes, Amphisphaeriales, Pseudomassariaceae. The transcript has a single exon. The record is from RefSeq and is a predicted model, not a curated record.